AUGGGUACAGAUGACAUGGCAACUUGUCACACCGUCCUCUGCUCCUUGCUACUAAUCACGUUGAGCUUCGAGUGCUUAGCGGCAGAUUUGGAUCUGGCUCACACAGCAGUACUAGAGGUUAAUAUGUCAUGGGUAGCUGCGAGAAAGAUCCCUCAGACCCUCUUUGGAGUGUUCUUUGAGGUGAGAGUGUUGGAAAUCAACCACGCUGGAACUGGAGGGCUUUGGGUGGAACUUGUCAGAGGUUUUGAAGCUGGAUGGCCUAAAACUUCAAACAUAGACCCAUGGUCCUUAAUUGGGAAUAAAUGCUCCAUACACGCGAAGACUAAAAGACUAUCUUGUUUUAGUACAAAUAUCAAUGCUCUAAAGAUGGAGGUUGUUUGCGAAAAGUGUCCAGCUGGCGUAGCUUAG
Messenger RNA from Lolium perenne, 408 nucleotides. Lineage: Eukaryota; Viridiplantae; Streptophyta; Magnoliopsida; Poales; Poaceae. The record is from RefSeq and is a predicted model, not a curated record.